Molecule: messenger RNA, 6433 nt
Organism: Haemorhous mexicanus (house finch)
Lineage: Eukaryota; Metazoa; Chordata; Aves; Passeriformes; Fringillidae
Gene: CAMKK1
Product: calcium/calmodulin dependent protein kinase kinase 1
Exons: 16
Coding region: 299-1897 (532 amino acids)
Biological process (GO): protein phosphorylation; activation of protein kinase activity; CAMKK-AMPK signaling cascade
Molecular function (GO): protein kinase activity; ATP binding
Source: RefSeq, a predicted model, not a curated record
UUGGGUUUUCCCGUGGGUGGGUGCCCCGGCCCGAGCCGUGCUGCCCCGGCCGUGUCUCAGAGCACACACCUGGCAGCCAGGUGAGAGGGGCUUAUCUUCCUCUCUGCUUGCCUUGGCUCUGAGGGACAAUAACCUGCAGCUCCCGAUGGCCUGUGUGCUGUGAACAAGGAAAACUGCUGAUCCUGCCAUGGUACCACUUUCUUCAGCUGCUCUGAUGAAGGUAUUUCAUGGAGCCUUUGAGCACUAACAUCACUGCUCUCUGUGUGACCAUCUGAGAGCAAGCGAGCUGGACACAGCCAUGGGGGACUCUCCAGCACAUGUCCUGGAUGGAAGCAUGGACACACAGACUGAACUGGUGGAGAGGGUGGCAGCCAUAGACGUGUCUGUUGUCCCAGACAGAAGUGACCAGAAUGGUGAAGACAACCCUGAAGAAAAUGACACAGUCUUUUCUGAUAACAUAAAGGACAUCCAGAGAAAUGGAGUCAGCAGUGACGUGGGAAUCAAUGAAUUUCUGCCUUCCCAACAGUCAGAAGAUGCUCACUUGAGGCACGUUCCCAAGAGACCUCUCACCAGACCUGGUCUAUCCAGUAGGAAGCUGUCCCUUCAGGAAAGAUCCUCAGGAGGUUAUUUGGCUUCCAGCAGCACUCCAGGCUGUGGCCCUUAUGCCACAGGGCCAUCCCCACGUAUAAUCAGGAGACCAACGAUAGAGUCCCAUCGGGUCUCCAUAUCAGACUCUGAGGACUGUGUGCAAUUAAACCAGUACAAGCUGCAGAGUGAAAUAGGCAAGGGCUCCUACGGCGUGGUGAAGCUGGCCUACAACGAGAACGAUGACAAGUACUAUGCCAUGAAAGUCCUCUCCAAAAAGAAGCUCUUGAAGCAGUAUGGAUUUCCACGUCGGCCUCCUCCCAGAGGGUCCAAAGCAUCCUCUGGAGAGCAGCCCAAGCCCAUGGCACCCCUGGACAGAGUCUAUCAGGAAAUAGCCAUCCUAAAGAAGCUGGACCACAUCAAUAUUGUUAAGCUGAUAGAGGUCCUUGAUGAUCCUGCAGAGGACAACUUGUACAUGGUGUUUGACCUCAUGAGGAAAGGGCCUGUCAUGGAGGUGCCCAGUGAGCAGCCCUUCAGCGAGGAGCAGGCUCGGCUCUACUUCCGAGACAUCGUCCUGGGCAUCGAGUACUUGCACUACCAGAAGAUCAUCCACAGGGACAUCAAGCCUUCCAACUUGCUCUUAGGAGAUGAUGGCCACGUGAAAAUUGCUGAUUUUGGUGUCAGCAAUCAGUUUGAAGGGAAUGAUGCCCAACUUUCCAGCACAGCAGGGACACCAGCCUUCAUGGCACCAGAGGCCAUCUCCCAGACUGGCAAAAGUUUCAGUGGAAAGGCUCUGGAUGUGUGGGCCAUGGGAAUCACCCUGUACUGCUUUGUUUAUGGGAAGUGCCCUUUUAUAGAUGAAUAUAUUUUGGGUCUUCAUAAUAGGAUCAAGACCAAGCCUGUGGAGUUCCCAGAAGAAGCACAGAUAAGUGACGAGCUCAAGGAGCUGAUCCUGCGCAUGCUGGAUAAAAAUCCAGAAACCAGAAUAACAGUCCCUGAAAUAAAGGUGCACCCCUGGCUGAGCCGUGGCGGUGCGGAGCCGCUGCCGCUGGAGGAGGAGCACUGCUCCGUGGUGGAGGUCACCGAGGAGGAGGUCAAGAACUCUGUGAAGACCAUCCCCAGCCUGCCAGCUGUGAUCCUGGUGAAGGCCAUGCUGAGGAAACGCUCCUUUGGGAACCCCUUUGAGGUCCAGACGAGGAGGGAGGAGAGAUCCAUGUCUGCUCCAGGGAACCUGCUGAUAACGCAGGGCAGCAGAGAAGCCGCCCGGGACCCGGAGCUGCCCGACGUGUGCGAGGACGAGGCCGCGGCCUGAGGGCGCGGCUGCCGGGGCUGGCCGCCCUCAGCCCUCACCGCCCUCACGGCCCAGCCCGGGGCCUGCCCGGCACAGCGGGAGCGGCCCGAGCCCACAGGAGCAGCAGCCCGAGCCCAGCAGGAGCAGCAGCCCGAGCCCACAGGAUCAGCCCGAGCCCACAGGAGCAGCCCGAGCCGGCAAAGCCCGGCCUGAGGAGCCGAGCAGCAGCGGGAGCCCUGGCCGAGGUGCCCGCGGCUCCUCCGUGCGUGCCUUGUGCUUCACCUGAGGAACCGGGCUGGACUCCUCUCAAGGGUCCCUUUCCCCCACACAGACUUUCUCCUUGUGUUGUUUAAUUCUCUACUUCAAGCAUCAGGAAAAAACAAACUGGUUUUGUAUGGGAGGGCAGCUGUUUUAUUUAAUGCACUUGGGUACAUCAGGAGUGCCGCUCCUGGUGUGGAGAUGAAGGCAAAAUGUCUUUGGGUAUCAGUGAAAUGAGGAUGAGAUGCUGCUGUUGAAAUGAACACUAUCCCUCCCUGUGGCUUUCUUUCUCUUUCUUCCCUUUUCCUGUGAUCCCUCAGUUUUGCCCAGUGGCAGCCGUGCCCCCAGCCGUGGCUUUAGUCAGGCAGUGCUGUAAAAAGCAGAGGAGUCACAGGAGAUUCCCUGGAUGUGAGUGAGCCCUGGGCUGGCACAGAGCCCUGGAGCAUGGGGAUCCACUGCCACACAGAACAGCUUGGUGCUCCAGGGACAGCUGCCAAGGCUGCUCUUCCAAAGAGCUGGGAAUGCUCCCAGUCCUGCACCAGUCCUGUACCCAUGGACCAUGGUCUCCAGCUGAAAAGAGUGGCAGGUUUUGGGCUUUAUUUUAUUUCAUUUCCAUCUCUUCACUUAUCUAUUGUGUACCUGAUGCUUUUAAACUUUAAUUUCAGGAAAGUGACCCAAACUGGGAGAGGUUCCUAGGAUGAAAAAUGUCGGUGGAGGGUUUUUAGAAAGAUACAGAGCACAAGUUCACAACUUGAUCUUUUGAUUUUUUUUAAAAAGGCUUUAAUUUUUAAUUUUGUUUUAAGACUGAUUUUUAUGCAUGUACUGAUGCUGCUAUUUUAUCCAUAGAUUGCUUCUAAACUUGGGGUUAGAAGCUUCAUCUCAAUAGUCUGACAACUGGUAAGAGAUUACACUUAAAAAGGUAAACACAAAAAGGCAAAUACAGCCAUUUUUGUGGCUGUUGACUGUACAGACUGUGUGGAUAAUCAGGAAUUUCACUCUUCUAUUCAGAGAGUAAAAACCAGUGACAUCCAUCUGUCAAAAUAUAUGUCAUUAUUUUCCCUUGAGCCUCAUGGGGUCUAAGCAUGCCCCUGGGAAGCCAGUGGGAUUGGAAUCUUAUUUUAUAGUACUUAAAGAAAGGGCAUGAUUAAAUUUGGUUCCUACAUAAUCAUCUUAGUGUCUGUUUUUAGGUUAAUCCUGAGGGCCUGGGACAUUGUUCCCUCAUUUUUUGUGCAGGGGGAUCCAUGUAUGAGGGUUGUUGGUAGUGACUGGUGUAUCCUGGUGCUCCUGUUCUGUUUGCUGCAAUCUCAUUUGAUGGUUCCCAACAUUUUAUAGAUGGGCUUUGCUGCUGGUGCCUUCUGUCUGUCCCCAGCCUGUCACCUCCCCUCACUCAGCCACCCCAGUGGGAUGCCCAGCACUCCCCAGCCUGGGCUCUUCCUUGUAAAUAUUGGCAAAAUGGGAAAGAAUUGCAGCUUCUCUAUUGAAUGGAGACCUUUAAUGCUGAGAGCUGCUGUUGCAUCCUGUAAAGGUUGCUGCUGUGGGGCUGAGCUCUGCACUGCUGCUUCCAGGUGCUAAAUCCUGCCUGGUUUUUGGUGUCUGCACCAGCUGUGAGCUCAGCAUCCACUGAGGAGCCUGCACCUGCACCAGGAGGAUGCCCUGAUCCUUCCCCCAGCCUGGAACAAGAGACUUGCUGCUUGUCAUGAAGAUUUAGGUACCCAGAGGCAGGGAGUGAAAUGUCUGAGAGCACAGGGGGUUCUGCAAAUGGGAAAGAUUGUCCAGGUGGAACUGCUGCCUGUGGAAGGGACAGUCUGUGGAUACAAACUGAUCUGUCCUCCAGUCUGUGGAAAAAAACUUUCUCCAGCUGGUGUCCCCAGGGCAGGGCCAGGGAGUGACCUUGGAGCAAAGACACAUCUCAGGAACGUGCCCUGCCCCAGGCAGAAAAGGGAGUUCUGGUAAUCCCCAUCCCUGUGGGACUUCUGAAGUCUAAGCAAUACCUGGGCUGUGCUCAAAGAGCUCUAAGGAGGCAAACAUGGGGUUAGUUCUUGUAUUUUUAAUCUGUAGCAAGAAUCAUUUGCUAGCCUAUGGGUUAUUUUAGUGAUGCCCAAGGGGUGGGAGCUGGUGGGGAAGGCUGUUCUCAGCCUCAAUUAAUGCAACCCAACAAAUGAUGAGUUACAAAUGAGCUCCAUAUCAUUUUCCUUUAUUAGUACCUAAAUCAUCACUUCAGUUUUGGAGAGGAAUGGAUGUUUUUUAUGAUUAUCUCAAAAUCUACUUUGAAAUAUUUGCCCUUUCAGCUAAAAGAAAUCCUUCUGGAGCUGUUCCCACGAACCAGAACCACCCCCUCGAGCUCUGAGCUCGUGUCACACCUUGUUUCUUCAGCAAAUCUGCCAACAGGCUUUCCUUUAUACCCCUAAAAAAUCACCCCCAUGGUGUCACAAACAGCAGCCUGAAAACCUGCAUGAAAUGAGAUGAAAAAUGUGCCCUGGCAGCAGGAGAAAUGCUCAGAUAGGCAAAACCAGGCUCUACUCACUCAGCUGCAGUGAAAUCCUUGCUUGUUUAUGUGCAUGUUAGAGCAGCUCAGGGCAACUGGUUCUGCUCUGAAGAAGGGAAGAGGCUGAAGAGAGGGGAUUUGUUUGAGAAUAAACAUCCCAGGCAAGGCAGCGCUUUCAGCUCUUGUGUAAAAUCAUUCUCUUCAGCCGGAUGGGUAAAUAUUUGUCUGUUCCUCUCUGUGAUGGAGGGGAUGGGGUUCAGUGUGGCUCUGCAGAGCAGGGAGCAGAGCAGGUGUGGCACACUCAUGCUGUGUGUUUUUCCCCUCUGCUGUUCCUGGAGCACUGGGAUGCUCUGGCCUGGGUUAGCUGGGCUUGGAAUCACCAGGAGGGCUCCUCUUUCCCCCAUCACCAUUGCAUCUGGUCAAGUUUGCCAGACUCUUCCAGGCUGAGGAUGAUUUUCUUGAAAGAAAUUUCUCAUUUGGGGGAUCAGCACAUAUCUGUGAUCUCCAGGAGAUGGAUUUCUUUGUUUCACUCAAUUAAUGGCUCUUGGUCUUUGGUUCUGGGGGGUAGUGCUAAGCAAAAAUCCUGGUCAAGUCUCUUCUGUCCUGCCGUGGGGAAUGCACAGUCCAUGUCUUUAACCCUUUGGGCAGGAAUGUGCUGCUGCCAAUGUCACUUGCAAGCAGAUGAGGAUUCCAACAUCAGGCUGCUGACUUUGGGUAGGGCUCCAACCAGAGGGAGCCUAACAAGAACAGUGUAGCUGCUCCGUGCAAAACAGUGGCUCCAUAAAACGACUCCCAGGGUGCACUUUCAUUCCUUAUUUAUUGCCAGACUUGCAAGGAGGAGCUGCUGGGAGAAAUUUCAUGUUCCUUCAGCACAGCUCUGCCCUGAAGCCCUCAGCAGCGCUGCCAUGGAGGAAUCUCUCCAUCUGUGGUGUGUGACUGCGAGCUUGUUUGCUCUCCCCAGCUCUGUGCUUUCCCUCCCAUCUUGCCCAAAAUCCCAAGAGCUUUGUCCCAGCCCCUGAGAGGCCCAGGCUCCCCCAGGGACAGGGAUCUCAGUGAAUUUCCCAAGGCAGGAGGGCUGUGCUGGGGGAUGCCACUGAGCCUGAGCACCUCUGGGGUGCAGCAGGGAGACUGGAGAGCAGAGUGGAGGAUUGGUGUGGGAAUGGAGCUUGGAUGAGGUGCCAAACCUCUCUGCUUUAGCAGGGCUCGUUUGUGGGGCAGUUUGCUGAGCAGAGCAGUGCAAGGCAUUCCUUUCUGGCCCAGAUCCUUCUGCACAAGUCCACGCUCAGCUCGAGUCCCUCCCAGGCUGAAUUAACCCGCAUUAUGCCAUGACCCUGUUGUUGUGAAUGCAGCCUUCCAUGGGAUGAGGGAAGGAAAGCAGCUCAUCAGUGCCUGCCCUGCUCCUUCCCUUCCUGGAGAAAAGCCAUGUACACUCAUAGCUGCUGCUGGCAGAGCCCAGACCCUCCGUCAGUACCCACAAAGCCAUCAAAGUGCUCCCAAAAAACGGUGUAAAUUCAAGAAAACAUGAAUUGCAACCCUUGAGGGUACAAUACAGAUUCUCUGUGCUGUAAUUUUGCUGUUCUUUCUGAUUUCUAGGUCUGUUCUGUUGGUAUUUCUGUCUCUUGUUGCACUUGAAGCUGAACCUCUGCCCCUGUAUGUGCUCUGCUAUGAUUCCAGCAUGAUGUAAAUGCAUUCAGUACUGUGACAGCGCGUGGCUGUUGCACUGUAAAUAUGUACCAUGAAGAGAGAGGCUAUUUUUUGCAUGCUUUUGUACUGUAGAACCGAUGAGAAAAUGACAAUAAAUUCCACAGAGAUGA